Messenger RNA from Guillardia theta CCMP2712, 630 nucleotides. RefSeq lists its product as hypothetical. Bases 1 to 630 code for a protein of 209 amino acids. Lineage: Eukaryota; Cryptophyceae; Pyrenomonadales; Geminigeraceae. The record is from RefSeq and is a predicted model, not a curated record. The transcript has 9 exons.
AUGCUUGCAGAAACAUCAAAGAAUGAAUUGCACAACAGUUGGAUCAAGCAACGAAUCGACGAGAGGAACCCGUGGCAAAGGAGAGGAGAAUCCUCCGACGAGCGUUUGAAACAGAGGUUGAAGCAGAGCCUCAAGGGUCCUCAGCUUUGCGAAUCCACACGCAUUCCGGGAAUAACAUGGGGAGAGCUCUUGUCAAAGGAAAACAGCGUCGACAGCAUCUUCGAGGCAGGAGACAAGAAACUUAUCCUGCGGACGAAGUCGUCUGUCUCUUAUUCUGAUUCGCGCAAUCUGAGCAAGGAAGAACGGUACUUGCGAAGUUUGCGGUUCAGCAGUCGCCACGCUACUUCUCAACAAAGGUGGAACGAUUCUAAGAUUUGUGACAUAUUCAACAAGUACCCGAGAAAAGGAGCGAUUCAACAGCAACUCUACAGGGACAAAACCCUUUCAAGAACGAGCUCCAACGCUUUUGCUCGACCUGACAAGAAUCGAUCCGCUUUCCUGGGUGUACAAGAGCUUCUAGAAGACGCUCAGAGGGUAAUCCAACGAACCGAAGGUCCCAAGAAGCUCCUGCUGGUCACUGGGGGAAGCUGGGAAAUGUCUCGGCAGAUGUACGUCAGCAAGUUGUACUGA